Molecule: messenger RNA, 603 nt
Organism: Ctenocephalides felis (cat flea)
Lineage: Eukaryota; Metazoa; Arthropoda; Insecta; Siphonaptera; Pulicidae
Product: zinc finger BED domain-containing protein 5-like
Exons: 2
Coding region: 1-603 (200 amino acids)
Molecular function (GO): protein dimerization activity
Source: RefSeq, a predicted model, not a curated record
AUGGCGUACCUUGCUGAUUUUUUCACUGAAAUUAAUAAUCUGAAUAUUUCACUGCAAGGAAAUAAAACAAAUAUUUUGAUGCUGCAGGAUAAAAUUGCAAGUUUUUUACGCAAAUUGGAAUUUUACCAACGCAGAGUUCAAGCUGGUGAUGUGUCAAUGUUUACACAACUAAGUGAACAAUUACUAAAUAAUAAACGAGACAAAAUCACAUUUGAAAAUUAUGUGGUUCAACACUUAACUGCCGUGAUAGACUCACUGCAGCAAUAUUUUCCCGACAUGGAUAUUCGACGAAGAUAUGUCAGCAUGUGUCUCGGGCUGCGUGAAAAUAACUUAUUGAAAGUUGAUUUUCAAAAUGAUAAACUCAGCACAUUUUGGCGAAAAGCAGCUGCAGAAUAUCCCAUCAUAGCUGACAGAGCUUUAAAGAUCUUGAUUCCAUUUGCUACAACUUACAGAUAUGAAACUGGUUUCUCAACUCUUCUUACAUUAAAAACAAAAGCCAGAAAUCGUAUGAACAUUGAGCAUGAUAUGAGAUGCUCGUUGAGUGAAACUGAACCUAAUAUUGUGAAACUUGUGAAUGCAAAGCAAUUUCAACCUUCGCACUAG